Colletotrichum spaethianum is the source of this 294-nucleotide messenger RNA. RefSeq names its product oxysterol-binding protein-like protein OBPalpha. The transcript is spliced from 2 exons. The record is from RefSeq and is a predicted model, not a curated record. NCBI's taxonomy places the organism in Eukaryota, Fungi, Ascomycota, Sordariomycetes, Glomerellales, Glomerellaceae. Gene Ontology annotation, molecular function: lipid binding. Bases 1 to 294 code for a protein of 97 amino acids.
AUGCUGACCUCUUGGCUUUCCAACCCUCCAGCUAGCAACCGGUCGAGCGUCGACGAGGCUAGAGGUGCUGCCGCCGCCGAAGAUGACGACACCCUUGUGGUCGAGCCCGAUCAGGGUAACGUCCUCGGCCACAUUAUAUCCCAGCUGCGGCCCGGAGCCGAUCUGAGUCGUGUCGUCCUGCCGACUUUCAUUCUUGAGCCCCGUAGCAUGCUAGAAAGAAUUACCAAGUGGGUGUUUCCUGGCAGGAAUUCGCCUUCCGAAGCUUCCUUUGCUGACCCUCUGCGCCCGCCAUAG